ACUCUUUAAGUUUCAUCACUAGAAAUUGUCAAAAACAAAAACUUAUUUUGAGAUUCUAAGGAAGUUUGUUCAUUUUUUACAAUGACCGACCCAAACGUACCCCGAGGGGCCUUAAGCUUACAGAAUGUUUUAAAGUACACGGUGCAACAUCAUGACCAAAAUGCAGAACCGAAGUCGGAAGGAGCUCUAGAUGCUGAUAGAGCUGAAUUUUUGACAAACGCACUGAGUGCAAUGACAACAGAUGUUUCAACGGAACUUAGAGCAGCUUUAUCCAUAUUAAAUAGCAAUGAUGCCACCACAGAAGAACAGAUCGAGAGUCUAGAUGUUAUAAGGAGCCAUAUUGAUCAAAUUGAUAAUGCUAUUUCUCUGAUUAAACUCGGUGGAACUGCAACCUUACUUCGCUAUAUAAAGGACGGAGAUAGCGAGGUCCGCAUUUCGGCACUCAAUACUGUGGCCGAAGUGUCGCAAAACAAUGUAUUUUGCCAAAACGCCCUCAUAAACGACCAGUUUCUACCUGAACUUAUUAAGAAUUUAAGCGAUACCAAUCAAGAAAUUGUGCGCAGUUCCCUGUAUGCGAUAUCAUCGCUGAUACGAAACUUUCAGCCUGGAUAUGAUGAGUUCAAACGAAUCAAGGGAAUUACUGCUCUGAUACCCUGUUUAAAAUCUACAACUCUAAGUGUCUACAUAAAAACUGCAUUCCUCAUAGCGGCCUUAACUUCAAACGACAAGUCUGCCAGAGAUGAUUUUGUGAAAGCUGAGGUAUUUCCGGUGCUUGUGGAUAAUCUUAAGCUAGUUGAAGAUUUCGACAUUAAACAGGAAACUACUCUUUUCGCUAUUUCGUCUCUUUCGUUGGAGUCUGAUUUAAAGCUUUCCACGGAGAAACGCAAGGAAAUCCUUUCUCUUCUACAACAGAUUAUUUCCAAAAAUAAGCAGUCGGAAAAUUGCGAAGACAUUGUUAACCAUGCAAGAAAGAUUGUGGACAAUUUAAGUGCACAUUAAACGUUAAGGUCAAUAAAUUUUUCACGUAAAAAACUGUUAAGUACGUUUGUAUUGAAUACAAAAUUUAAAAAUAUCACUAAUUUAAAAAAACUUUAUCGAAACACAUUUAUGGGAUUAAAUUUUGUAACAAUUUAUUCAUCUUAA
Drosophila ficusphila is the source of this 1143-nucleotide messenger RNA. Its product is annotated as hsp70 nucleotide exchange factor fes1. The transcript has 5 exons. The record is from RefSeq and is a predicted model, not a curated record. Bases 82 to 999 code for a protein of 305 amino acids. Lineage: Eukaryota; Metazoa; Arthropoda; Insecta; Diptera; Drosophilidae.